AGCCAUGUACAGAGUUAGGCUUCCCGCUUCCGGAGCCUGGAAUGGGACUUUGGCUAGGGUUUUAGCGUUGGGGUUUGGAGCUCGGAGGACAGGGUGAGGAGCUAGGGUUUGCUCUGCUCUGAACUUUUGCGUUCUAGUUAGAUUUGUAUUUUCGGUCUUACAAUUGCGUAGCCAUGCCGGAGGACAAAAGGAAGAUGUUGCAGGCCCUGGUGGCCAAGAGGAAGGCCGAAAAUGAGGCGGGAGGGAGAAAGAAGCCCAAGGAAGUCACGGCGGAGGGGGUGGUGGUUGGAAGGAAAGACAUGAAGGUGUCGGGAGGUGCCAAGGUACAGAAGUACUCGCCGCCUGCGAGUAAGGGGAAGGCGAAAGUCAAGACCCCCGCGAAGAAGACGGUAGAGAAGAAGUGGGAUAGCGCUUCCGAUACGUCCGAGGACGAGGACGUUCCCGGGGAAUCCGAGGAAGAGGAGGAAGAUGAUGAUGGCGGCGAGGAGGAUUCGGAAGACUCGGAUGUGCCGAAAAAGUCCGCCAAGAAGCCCAUUGCGAAGUCAGCACCCAAGUCCUUGUCUGCGAAGAAGGGGAAAUCGGUGGCGGUCGCUCCUCCUAAAAAUUCGAAGGGUAAGGGUAAGAAGAAAACGGAUAGUGACGAUAGCGAUGCUGUGAAUGGUGCUGAGGACGAUGACAGUGAUCUGUCAGAGGAUCCUCUAGAUGAAGUGAACCCCGACAACAUUUUGCCUUCACGGACCCGGAGACGCACUGCACAACCUGUAAACUAUGAUUUUGGCAGUGGUGAUUUGGAUGAGGAUGACGAUAGUGAUGACGAGUGAGCAUGAAAAUUUGUUAUCCUCGUGCAAUUGGUGUCACUCAGGUUGGGUGUCGCCGUGCACAGGAGAAUUUUGGUGAAACAUUCGGAGGGUCUGCUCAGGAGACGAUUCUUGGCAUGAAUGAGCCUAAUUUUCUCACGUACUCGAGAAUCGGCUCUUGAACAUGCUCUCAGAGCUCCAGCCUUCUUCCUCUGCUGCAUCACAAGUUGACUAUUCAUCAAUCUUCCAUGCCCCAGAUGAUGGAGAGAGGCUCUUGGCCGUGUGUAGUCUAGGUCCCCUUUAUUGAUCUCUUAGAAGGUGUAUCUGAUUGUGAUGAAGUUCCUGGAACAGAUUGAUAUGAUUCUCUUAGUGUGAUAGCGGAACAGCGGGGUCUCAAGUCCGACUGUAAUUUGAGGAAGUUGGUUUAAGACAGACGGAAUGUAUUACUGUGCUAUUGUCUUGCAGAAAUAGCACAGCAUUGCAUAUACUUUAUUCUGGUCAUGAUUGUCUUAAGGCUGCAAAACCAGACUUCAGAAA
Physcomitrium patens is the source of this 1334-nucleotide messenger RNA. RefSeq lists its product as uncharacterized. The record is from RefSeq and is a predicted model, not a curated record. NCBI's taxonomy places the organism in Eukaryota, Viridiplantae, Streptophyta, Bryopsida, Funariales, Funariaceae.